Messenger RNA from Gracilinanus agilis (Agile Gracile Mouse Opossum), 1237 nucleotides. RefSeq names its product ras GTPase-activating-like protein IQGAP2. Bases 173 to 1237 code for a protein of 354 amino acids. The transcript has 9 exons. Gene Ontology annotation, cellular component: cytoplasm. Gene Ontology annotation, biological process: regulation of actin cytoskeleton organization. The record is from RefSeq and is a predicted model, not a curated record. Gene Ontology annotation, molecular function: calmodulin binding; actin filament binding; GTPase activator activity. Lineage: Eukaryota; Metazoa; Chordata; Mammalia; Didelphimorphia; Didelphidae.
UUGCUCAACCUGGCAUUGGAAACUAAGGAUCUUAUGUCAAUAAAGAAUCAUCUCAGAAGUCCUUUAAUAGGCUUCAAUAAGGUGCAGGAAGAAUACUUGGAACGGUAUGCUAGCAGGCUCAUGACCAUCAAAAGAGAAGCUUCAUCUGAAGGACAAGAUCACUUGAGCCGGGAUGAAAUCCAAAAUUACAUUUAUAGAGUCAAUUUGGACAUUCAAGAAGAAAAAGCAAAAUAUCCUUCUUUCUGAAGAAGAAAGAGAUGCAAAAGAAGAGCUACUGACCCAUGCAGAAAUAAAAGAAACCAUCAAUAAAAUCAACAGGCUUGCUGCUACUGAAGAAAUCAAUGCUGUGAUUCGAGAAGGUCAUCCCAGUGACACCAUGACUGCACUCAUGAAACCUGAGGCCCAGCUCCCUCUUGUUCAUCCAUUUGCUGCCAUUAUGUAUCAGCAUGAACUGUUCAACCUUCAGAAACAGAACGCUUUGAACUACCUGGCCCAUGAGGAGCUGUCCAUGACAGUAGAAAUGUUGUCAGCCGUUGCUUUGCUUAACCAGGUAUUGGAAACCGAGGAUCUUGUGUCAAUUCAGAAUCAUCUCAGAAAUUCUUCAUUAGGCUUAAAUAACCUGGAUGAAGACCACUUGGAACGGUAUGCUAGCAGGCUCAUGUCCAUCAAAAGAGAAGCCUCAUCUCAAGGACAAGAUCACUUGAGCCGGAAUGAAAUCCAAAAUCACAUUGAUAAGGUCAAUGUGAAAAUUCAAGAAGAAAAAGCAAGGCUUGCUGCUAUUGAUGAAAUCAAUGCUGUGAUUCGAGAAGGUCAUCCCACUAACACCAUGACUGCACUCAUGAACCCUGCGGCCCAGCUCCCUCCCGUUCAUCCAUUCGCUGCCGUUAUGUAUCAGAAUGAACUGUUCAGCCUUCAGAAAGAGAACUCCUUGAACUAUCUGGCCCCUGAGGAGCUGUCCAAGAUACUAGAAAUGUUGUCAGCUGUUGCUUUGCUCAACCAGGCUAUGGAAAACAAGGAUCUUGUGUCAAUACAGAAUCAUAUCAGAAAUCCUUUAAUAGGCUUAAAUAACCUGGAUAAAGGAUACUUGGGAUGGAAAGGUCAUGUAACAGGCACAAGAAGAAGUCAGCAGAACCUGUGUUUGAGUCCUGUUUCCCCUGCAUGCACCAGACCAAGUGAGCUCUCAGUGUCUAAGGCAACUCUCUGCACUGGUAGAUCUGAUAGCCUUCACCCUCCCUGA